Molecule: messenger RNA, 4214 nt
Organism: Durusdinium trenchii
Lineage: Eukaryota; Dinophyceae; Suessiales; Symbiodiniaceae
Source: the annotation of a GenBank genome assembly
AUGACCAGUUUGCACCGGUACCGGUCAGAUGUUGACGUUCACUUAAUUGGCCCUGGCACAUUCAAGGGAGAACGCAGAGAGCUUCCGAACAGUUCCCGCACCGAGCUCUACUUUGAGUAUGUGGCGCAUUGCUCAACUACUUCUGAAGUUCCAGCCUCAUUCAACACCUUUUUGCGGGUGGUGAACAGAGUCAUGGGACCCCAUGUCCGCGACGGACAUCUGCACUUCAGAAAGGAUUCCGAGCACGCCAAGUGUGACACAUGUGUCAGACUGAAAAAGCUCCUCAGACCAAAUCGCCAGGGAGCGGCCUUGAACGACGCAGCCUCUCAAUCAUACAGUCGACACCUUCUGUCACAAUGGCUUGACCGACAAGCCUAUUGGUCUUACCGUUCCCUGAGUCAAACCUGGUUUCGCAAAAUGGCAAUAGGCGAAAGGAUUGCCCAGCAAUCUGUUGGAACAUCGGCGCUUUGCCUGAUCCAAGACGGGAUGGAUCAGGCAAAAUUCAAAGUUCCGAGAUUGCGGCAGCAGCUGUCUAAACAGUACAGCACUCUGUUUCGCCCGAGACUCCACGUCUCGGCGACUUGGCUGCAUGGCAAACGGAUUCUGUUCGCAAUAGCAGAUGAAGACCAGCGAAAAGAUUCUGGAGCCCAGAUUGAGCAACUUGCAAGAGGAUUGGAGAGCGUUUCCCAAGAAUACAACAUGCUGCCCUACGGCUUGAUGGUGCAACAAGAUAACACCUAUAGGGAGGGCAAGAACCGCCACUACUUGGCGUUUCAUGUCCUCCUCGUAAGUUUGAAGGUCCUCAGAUGGAGUGUGUGCUCCUACCUACGGGUAGGACACAGCCACGAGGACAUUGACCAAGUGUUCAGUGUCCAAGCUCAACUGAUUUCCCGGCACGAGUUCAACAACCCAGAGGAGUUGAUGCAGAUCAUGGACACGUCUGGCAGACCUCGCAGUGAUGCUGAGGCAAUGCGGAAGGCACGAAAGUUGGAUGUAGCCAAAGUUGCAUGUGAAACCUACAAGUUGGACGAGGUAGCCUUGUGGAAAGACUGGGUGUCCAAGCUUGGAAUCCGGCUCAAAGGGCUUCGUAAAGUUGGGCAGAUCCGGAUCAGCUUACGCAAAGACAUUGAUGCAUCUUCUUAUGGCCACUGCGAGGUGAAGGAGAUUCCAGGAACUGUGAAAGACGAGGAUGAUGUGAUUGUGAUAGCGAAGCAGCACAUGCUGAUGAGCAAUGAUGCUGUUGCCGCGCGUCAGGAUGACGACAUGCUCUAUGAGAGUGGCGAUGAACAUGAGCGCUCUGCUGGAUCGGGCUUGGACUGUGGUAGAGAUGACGAGCCUGAGUCAUUUCAAGCUUCGGACGAAGAGUCAGUUUCCUCGUGGGUGGAGUGGGCCUUUACCGAGCACGCAGAUUCCAAGCUCAUGGAGAGCUUCCAAGGCGAGAUUGUGGUGGCACGUUUUCCAUCGUGGCCGCCAGAAGAUUUGCCGGAGCGCGAUGGAACCCGCUCUUUGGAAGGGUUGCUUUUGUUUGGUGAUGGUAGCCAAAAGAUGCUGGCAGCUGCAACAGCAUGGAUUAGCUUGUUGCUCAUGUGGAGGCACCUUCCUCAGGAUAGCCUCAAAACACCUACCAUGCAAACCAUGAUCGGAUCCUUCUUGCAAAUCAGCACCAUGGUGAAGGCAGCUGAUGCUUUGUCAUCGGGAUUGGAGGCCAUGGUGAGCCGCAUUGCCAGCCAGAAUGUGGCGUCGAGGGUGCAACCCAUUACAACGUUCCAGUUUGCAGCCAUCCUCAAAGCGUUUGUGGGGCCCGGAUCGUGUACUUCGUUUGAUGACUGUCUCCAGGCGUACAACGGGCAUCCCACUGUGCUGUCACAUGAUCGGGGGGAGAGUGGCUCCGGAUCCAUAGCCCUCGACUCUCGGAAGAAGCAGGGUGUGAAGAACUGGUUGGAGCGAACUAGCGCAGAGAGUUUUGACGUGGUCCAGAAGUCAUGUCAUGACGUGCCUUUCUUGCUUGGUCCCUACGGCGAGUCAUUCUCGUUCACCGCGAUGUGCUUCCUGCAGUCGAAGGCCCAUUUGGAAUCCAACCCGGCUACAGGCGAGAUCGAUGCCCCAUUGCCUGGAGAGCCGUUUGUUGAAGUGGAUUGGGCGCUCCCCAUGACUCCUCCGGCGCAAUGCGUGUUUUUCCAGAAAGUUUGGAAAUCGUUCACCCGAGCGUCUACUGGGGUCCCUCUUCUCAACAAGAAGCGCUACAGGAUGACACCUGAGGAGCUCAUGGUGCAUCGGAAUUUGUCUGUCUUGAAGACGCGAAUGACCCCGUCCGAUGCUGUGGCCAUGGAGAAGGAUUUCUUGAAUGGCUCCCACAGUGAUUUCCUUCACUUUCUUGAGUCAAGGCCUCCGCGCAUCGCGAUGUCCAUGCUUCCAAGCAUGAAAUCCAAAGCGCAGCAGGAAGAUCAAGAAAAGCAGUGCUUGAUCCACCACGAAGUUGAGGUCCAGCGCCAAGCCGUGACGAUGGCGCAGUGGAAAUUCUUCGAGACUGCCUUGAAGAAGGACCAAUCAGCUUUAUCCAAGAUCCAGCUAGUGCCUCUUCAGCUGAAGGCGAAGUUGCACUCCAAGGCCGUGAGUCAGAGGGCUCAGCAAGCAGACGGAGGUCUCAAAGCUACGCAAGGCUAUGCAGAAGCCUACGUGAAGGUGACUUCGGUGUCCAAGAUUGAUCUUCUCAUGUCCGAGGUUGCAAAGAUGAAAACUCAGGCUGCUGAUUCGAAAUGCACAUUGGAUGAAGUGGCCAUUUUGGGGUGGUGCGACUUCAACACCCCUUGGUCCAGGACGAAGGACAAUGCUCAGGCUUUGUGCCGCGGCAUUGCGGCGUUGAACGAGGCAAGCCCCAAGAUGUCAGCCUCGGUGCUGAUCCUGCCAGACUUGGCACGUGAUAGCAAUCCUCGUGGAUUGUGGGACGAGGAGAGGCAAAUCUUCGAGGAGUUGUUCUCCUUGUCGCAGGCCUGCGAGGCCCGCUUCGUCGAAUGCUUCACAAGAGAAUCCAAGAAAGCGGAGGUCAAGUCGAACUCCAGACGGUUCGGCAUGGGGCGUUUGGUGACGAGCAGCAGCAUGAUGGACGAGAACAAGUGGUUGAACAGCGAGCUUGCUGUCUACGGCCGCGUCUGCGGGGUGAACGAGAUGGCAGAGGGAGCUGCCAGCAUGCGGAUGAAGAAGACCCUGACCGUGGACUCUUGCACCCUCAACCUUGAACGGUUGUACUACCUCUCGGUCCACACACUGGACAACAAGGAGAACGUGAAGUACGCGAAGAGCAGAGUGAUGAGAGAGCUCUUGGAUAUGUGGCUGGAUAAGCGAUUCAGCUUUGCUGGCUUGUCCUUCAACGACCAAGCUGUGGCCCUGACAGAUGAGGAGUUGUUUGCUUCUUUGAAGAAGGAGCACGAGGAGAAGUACCAGGGAAUCUUGAAGGACAUCGUGGCGUCAACCGCCGUGGUCGAUGCAGAUUCUGCCACUCCCAACGCUGAGACUGCGGCUGAGCCUUCAGGCCCGGAAGAGCUCAAGCGUUUUGAGAGUUUGGAAGCGCUUGAGGCGCAUGAUGGGCCCUUUGCUUUGAAGUGCUCCUCAGAGACUCCCGGCAUUGACAUCAUCAAGGGCAAAAGUGGCGCGAUCUACUUGAUGGCCACGGACAAGCGGAAGAUCUUGCCCAAGUUCACGUUGAUUGGUGGGUUUGGCACCGGCAAGUAUCAGCCAGUGGUAGCAGAAGAAUCCUGCGAUGCGAAGCAGAACGUGAUGUUUGACUGGAGUCAGGGGGACCGAACAGCGAUUCAGGUGGAUAUGUCCAGCUUGAACCCAGAGUCCUCUGCCUUUGAAGUAAUGUCCCUGUACAAGUACUUGAUCACUCUUGAAAAAAGCAAGAAGGUGACUCAAUAUGAGCUGUCGUAUUGUGAGAUCCAGCGCCAAGUGGAUGCAUCUGGAGACACUUUCAAAGUGCAGCCCAAAAACAUGCAUUCGUACCGCACCAUGCCGGACACUAGCAAGCCCUUGACUUGCAAGAGUGCUUUCUACGAUUCGGCAACGCGCAUUGCCGAUUCGAAGGCUUUGCUCUGCAUCUUUCGCUAUCGUUACGACAGGGUCCACGCCGUGACCAAAUGCCAAAAGCCGUACGUCAUGACGCAGGUCGCUUGCACCUUUGAGCCAGGCGUCCGGCGCCGCAGCUUUUUGUGACAAGG